This is a messenger RNA of Aspergillus caelatus, 1194 nucleotides long. Its product is annotated as Zn(II)2Cys6 transcription factor. Gene Ontology annotation, cellular component: chromatin. The transcript is spliced from 3 exons. NCBI's taxonomy places the organism in Eukaryota, Fungi, Ascomycota, Eurotiomycetes, Eurotiales, Aspergillaceae. The record is from RefSeq and is a predicted model, not a curated record. The coding region runs from base 1 to 1194 and encodes 397 amino acids. Gene Ontology annotation, biological process: DNA-templated transcription; regulation of transcription by RNA polymerase II. Gene Ontology annotation, molecular function: zinc ion binding; RNA polymerase II cis-regulatory region sequence-specific DNA binding; DNA-binding transcription factor activity, RNA polymerase II-specific.
AUGCCGCCACGCUCAGAUGCUGGCUCUGCGAAAUCAUCCUUUCAAUGCCAAUUCCCGAGAUGUAAUAUGACUUAUCAACGGAAAGAACACUUAAACCGGCACAUGGCAAAUCAUGAGCAAGGGGCGCGCUUCUCCUGUCCCGAUCUCCUACGUCGCCAUAUCCGGAACUAUCAUCCAGAGAGAGAGCCUCCGCAGUCUCGGGCGCGGCAGGCUUGCGAAGCCUGCCAUGCUCGAAAGGAACGUUGUAACGGUGGAUACCCAUGUAAUCGUUGUCAGCAGCGAGGGGUUACCUGUCCACGGCCUCAGAAGGCGGCUCACGGCAAAAGCAAACCUCAAGAGACACAAACCCGCUUGAACCCGGAUAUAGUGAGCUCGGUGCCUGGUGAAUCCCGGUGGAUCGCUCAGGACUUCAUUGAUAUUUACUUUCACGACUUUCAUCCGACUUGGCCGUUCCUGCAUCGGGGGACAUUUGAGCUCUCGAAAGAGCCGUGUAUACUUCUCCAAUCAAUGUUAAUGGUUGGGUUGUGGAUCAAAGGCGACCAAGCGGCACGGGACACAGCGAUGACUUUCCAUCGUAAUUUGCUUUCUGCAAUUCAAGCUCAAAGGUGUCAAUGGUAUAUAUCAGACUCGACGCCACAUUGCAGCAAUGGCACCCCCUGGCCCAUGGCGACCUACCAGAGUAUUCUUCUGCAGCUUAUAUUUGCUGUGCUUGUUGCCAAACAAGAGACCUCUCUUGACUUAAACCUCCGUUUUCAACUAGAGGACGCCAAAUAUGAACUCCUCACGGCACUCGUGGAAACCUGUCGCCGGCUCGGUUUGUUUAACUAUCCGAAUAUGCUUGCUAAGUAUCACUCCUCUGCCCCGAUAGCGCUCGUAUGGGUGAACGUGGAGGAAAUCAAGCGGUUUGGAUUGUCGCUAUAUAAGCUCUGUCGACUCUGUACUCGGAAUGCCUCGGCGGAGAUGGCCGACAAGGAUGCCAGUGAUCCGAGAAGUGAGCUUCUAAGUCUGGCAGACCUAGACUUUUGCAUUCCAGAUAGCGACGAAAUGUGGAACGCUCCGUCCAGUACAGGAGCUGAACUAAUCCGAAGUACUGCCUUUCAACAGGCAUGCAGGGAUAAUCGAGAUCCAGAUAACUGGAUAUCCCAGACAUCGGGGAAAUUGUGCGAUUCUCGUGUCAGUCUUGACUGGAUAUAA